CAUGAUGGCUUCGAAUUAAUUUUCCCCAUCUUCUUUCGGUUUAUCGGCCAAACCCAUCCGUCUUGCACAGCCAGUGGUCCGGGUUGGGGGAGGGUCAAGUGGGUCAUGAUUCCGUCAUCUGUGGAUUGUUUGCGUGUACCUACGUGUCUGAGCCUUCCAGCUGGCCUUGGAUUGGCUAUUUGGCUAUCUGGAUCAGACAAUCUCAUCUGUCCGAUUCGGAAGGAGGCAGACCGGGCGGGAUGAAGAUGAUUAGGGAUUGA
Protopolystoma xenopodis is the source of this 260-nucleotide messenger RNA. Lineage: Eukaryota; Metazoa; Platyhelminthes; Monogenea; Polystomatidea; Polystomatidae. The record is from the annotation of a GenBank genome assembly.